UAAGGAAUAUCCAUCCAAACGCAGGAUGUCUUUGAUAUUUGGUAAAAAGUUAUUGAAGCCAACACCACCUGAAAAGGGCAAUUUUCCAUUAGAUCAUGAAGCAGUUUGUCGAAAGUUUAUGGCCAAGUAUUUGCAGUGUCUUUUGGAAAAGAACAAUCACGCAAGUGAGUGCAAGGACAUAUCCAAAAGCUAUCUUAAAUGUCGAAUGGACAAUGAUCUGAUGAUUCGUAUGGACUGGUCUGAGCUUGGUUUUGACGAGAAUACCGAGAACAAUGAUGAGAGUAAUGCCACGAAAUCUGUUGAGAAAAAAGUUGAGAAAAAAGUUGAGAAAAAUACAGGAAAUAAGCAAUGAAAAAAGCCUUCUUUAUUAAAAAGUGAAUUACAUAAAUAGUAAAUACUGCCGAUGUUUAUGGAAAUUGGCCAUGGUAAAAAUAGCCCCUGGAUUUUCAUCGAUACAUACAAUUCAACGAUGGAAAGGAAUAUGUGCGUUGGUGCCUAAUGUAAAUCAUCUUUAGUAACAGUGAUUUGUGAUCUCGUGUU
Ceratosolen solmsi marchali is the source of this 540-nucleotide messenger RNA. Its product is annotated as cytochrome c oxidase assembly protein COX19. The transcript is spliced from 2 exons. The coding region runs from base 26 to 352 and encodes 108 amino acids. Gene Ontology annotation, biological process: mitochondrial respiratory chain complex IV assembly. Gene Ontology annotation, cellular component: mitochondrial intermembrane space. NCBI's taxonomy places the organism in Eukaryota, Metazoa, Arthropoda, Insecta, Hymenoptera, Agaonidae. The record is from RefSeq and is a predicted model, not a curated record.